Molecule: messenger RNA, 10882 nt
Organism: Thalassophryne amazonica
Lineage: Eukaryota; Metazoa; Chordata; Actinopteri; Batrachoidiformes; Batrachoididae
Product: ankyrin-2-like
Exons: 50
Coding region: 59-10192 (3377 amino acids)
Biological process (GO): signal transduction; protein localization to T-tubule; regulation of cardiac muscle contraction
Cellular component (GO): T-tubule
Molecular function (GO): protein binding
Source: RefSeq, a predicted model, not a curated record
AUCUAGAAGGUUUUGCUGCCUUUUCUUUUGUCGGUGUGGGAGUGUUGAGAGGGCGGCCAUGGCUCACGCUGCAGCUCACAUUAAAAAGGCCCGCUCAGAGAUGGAUCAGCCGCCAGACCUGAAGGCUUUGGAGAAAGCCAGAGAGAGGAGGCGGCGCUCCCGGGAACGGGCUGAACGCAGGCACAAGUCGGACAGCAACACCAGCUUCCUGCGAGCAGCCAGGGCGGGAAACAUCGACAAGGUUCUGGAGUACCUAAAAGGAGGCGUGGACAUCAGCACCUGUAAUCAGAAUGGUCUCAAUGCUCUGCACCUGGCUGCUAAAGAGGGACAUGUGGACCUGGUCCAGGAGCUGCUGGACCGAGGUGCUGCGGUGGAUUCAGCCACAAAGAAAGGGAACACAGCCCUUCACAUCGCGUCUUUGGCCGGUCAGGUGGACGUGGUGAAGAUUCUGGUCAAACGAGGUGCCGACAUCAACGCUCAGUCUCAGAAUGGAUUCACGCCACUGUACAUGGCCGCUCAGGAGAAUCAUCUGGAUGUGGUUCGAUACCUUCUGGAGAACGGAGGCAACCAGAGCACGGCAACAGAGGACGGCUUCACGCCGCUGGCCAUCGCCCUGCAGCAGGGCCACAACCAGGUGGUCUCGGUCCUGCUGGAGAACGACACCAAAGGCAAAGUGCGGCUGCCCGCCUUACACAUCGCCGCUCGCAAGGACGACACCAAGUCUGCAGCUCUGCUGCUGCAGAACGACCACAACGCUGACGUCCAGUCAAAGAUGAUGGUCAAUAGGACUACUGAGAACGGCAAGAGUGGAUUCACCCCCCUGCACAUCGCCGCCCACUACGGGAACGUCAACGUGGCUACGCUCUUACUGAACAGAGGCGCCGCUGUCGACUUCACAGCAAGGAAUGGGAUCACACCGCUGCAUGUGGCCUCGAAGCGCGGCAACACCAAUAUGGUUCACCUGCUGCUGGACCGCGGCUCUCAGAUCGAUGCUAAAACCAGGGAUGGCCUCACACCACUUCACUGCGCCGCUCGAAGUGGACACGAUACCACUGUGGAGUUGCUGAUGGAGAGAGGAGCGCCCCUGCUGGCCAGGACAAAGAACGGCCUGUCUCCUCUCCACAUGGCGGCACAGGGGGACCAUGUUGAAUGCGUCAAGCACCUUCUGCAGCACAAGGCGCCUGUUGAUGAUGUCACACUGGACUAUCUGACAGCGCUCCACGUGGCAGCACAUUGCGGACACUACCGAGUCACUAAACUGCUGCUGGACAAGAGGGCCAACCCCAAUGCUCGGGCCCUGAAUGGCUUCACUCCGCUACACAUAGCCUGUAAGAAGAACCGCGUGAAGGUGAUGGAGCUGCUGGUCAAGUACGGAGCUUCCAUCCAGGCUGUCACUGAGUCCGGUUUGACCCCGAUCCAUGUGGCAGCCUUCAUGGGUCACCUGAACAUCGUCCUACUGCUGCUGCAGAAUGGAGCCUCUCCUGACGUCAACAACAUCCGUGGAGAGACAGCGUUGCACAUGGCAGCCCGUGCUGGCCAGGUGGAGGUAGUCAGGUGUCUGCUAAGGAAUGGUGCCAUGGUGGAUGCCAGAGCCCGGGAGGAUCAGACCCCCCUCCACAUUGCGUCCCGUCUGGGGAAAACGGAGAUCGUCCAACUGCUGCUCCAGCACAUGGCCCAUCCGGAUGCUGCCACCGCCAAUGGCUACACCCCGCUCCACAUCUCAGCCAGGGAGGGCCAGUUGGAGACGGCCUCAGUCCUGCUGGAAGCCGGUGCCUCGCACUCACUGGCCACCAAGAAAGGCUUUACUCCCUUGCACGUGGCCUCAAAGUACGGAAGCCUGGAUGUGGCCAGACUUCUGCUGCAGCGACGUGCUCCUCCUGACAGUGUUGGGAAGAACGGCCUCACUCCGCUCCAUGUCGCAGCACAUUACGAUAACCAGAAGGUGGCGCUUCUGCUGUUGGACAAAGGGGCAUCCCCCCACGCCAUGGCUAAGAAUGGGUACACUCCUCUGCACAUUGCAGCCAAGAAGAACCAGAUGGACAUUGCUACAGUGCUGCUGCAGUAUGGCGCAGAGACCAACAUUGUGACCAAGCAGGGGGUCACGCCACUUCAUCUGGCCUCACAGGAGGGACACACCAUCAUGACUGCCCUGCUCUUGAGCAAGGGAACCCAGGUCAAUGUCCCUACCAAGAACGGACUCACCGCGCUCCACCUCGCCGCUCAGGAGGACAAAGUCGCUGUGGCUGAGAUCCUGGCUUGGAAUGGCGCCGACCUCGACCAGCAGACCAAAUUGGGCUACACGCCGCUCAUUGUAGCAUGUCACUAUGGUAACGGCAAGAUGGUGAACUUCCUGCUUCAGAAUGGAGCCAGUGUCAACGCCAAGACCAAGAACGGAUACACGCCCCUCCACCAGGCAGCACAGCAGGGAAACACACACAUCAUCAACGUGCUGCUGCAAUAUGGUGCCAAGCCAAACGCUAUUACCAUGAAUGGGAACACAGCUCUGGGGAUCGCUCGGCGGCUCGGCUACAUCUCCGUGGUGGACACGCUCAGGGUGGUGACGGAGGAGAUCGUUACCACCACCACGACGGUGACUGAGAAACACAAGCUGAAUGUGCCGGAGACGAUGACUGAAGUGUUGGACGUCUCUGAUGAAGAGGGUGACGACACAAUGACUGGUGACGGCAGCGAGUACCUACGGGCCGAGGACCUGAGGGAGCUCGGGGACGACUCUCUACCCGGACAGUAUCUGGACGGGAUGAACUACCUGCGCUUCAGCCUGGAGGCAGUCCGGACGGACAGCUCAGAGAGGUCGUACACACCGACCCACCACAGCUUCUACUCCCCGAAACAUGAAGGUCUAAUGGAGGAGAUGAUCACCUGUCAGCAGAUUUCGGUGCUCGGCAGAGACGGCGACAGGGACUCGCACCGGCUCAGCUGGGGGACAGAGAACCUGGACAACGUGGCAUUGUCCUCCAGCCCCAUCCACUCCGGCCGGUCCUCUCCGUGCCACCAUCAUGGAGAUCACAGCAGCUUCCUGGUCAGCUUCAUGGUAGAUGCUAGGGGCGGAGCCAUGCGUGGUUGCCGACAUAACGGUCUGCGCAUCAUCAUCCCGCCCAAGAAGUGCAGCGCGCCCACGCGGGUGACAUGCCGGCUGGUGAAGAGGCAUCGCCUGGCGACAAUGCCGCCGAUGGUGGAGGGCGAAGGUCUGGCCAGCAGGAUCAUCGAGGUGGGGCCGUGUGGAGCCCAGUUCCUGGGUAAGCUCCACCUCCCCAGUGCUCCUCCCCCUCUUAAUGAGGGAGAGAGUCUGGUUAGCCGAAUCCUGCAGCUCGGCCCACCGGGGACUAAAUUCCUCGGCCCUGUGAUUGUGGAGAUCCCACACUUUGCUGCCCUGCGGGGCAAAGAGAGAGAGCUGGUGGUCCUGAGGAGUGAGAUGGGGGACAACUGGAAGGAGCAUCACUGUGACCACACCGAGGAGGAGCUCAACCAGAUCCUAAAUGGCAUGGACGAGGAGCUGGAUGCACCAGAGGAGCUGGAGAGGAAGCGCAUUUGCCGAAUCAUCACCAGAGACUUCCCACAAUACUUUGCGGUGGUCUCACGUAUCAAGCAGGACAGUAAUCUGAUUGGUCCUGAGGGAGGAAUCCUGAGCAGCACGGUUGUGCCUCAAGUGCAGGCGGUCUUCCCAGAGGGAGCGCUCACCAAGAGGAUCAGAGUCGGCCUGCAGUCACAGCCUGUGAGCAUGGACACGGUCAGGAAGAUCCUGGGAAACAAGGCCACCUUCAGCCCCAUCGUCACUCUGGAGCCCCGCAGGAGAAAGUUCCACAAACCCAUCACCAUGACCAUCCCCGUCCCCAAGACCAGCUCUGAACCGGUCCUCAACGGCUUUGGAGUGGAUGCGCCUACUUUACGCCUACUCUGUAGUAUCACCGGAGGAACCACACCUGCCCAGUGGGAGGACAUAACAGGAACCACCCCGUUAACCUUCAUCAAUGACUGUGUUUCCUUCACCACCAACGUGUCUGCCAGGUUCUGGUUGAUAGACUGUCGGCAAGUCCAGGAAUCUGUCAACUUUUGUACUCAGGUGUACCGGGAGAUCAUCUGUGUCCCUUACAUGGCCAAGUUCGUCAUCUUUGCCAAAACUCACGAUCCUAUUGAGGCCCGCCUACGUUGCUUCUGCAUGACGGAUGACAAGAUUGACAAAACACUGGAGCAUCAGGAGAACUUCAGUGAGGUGGCCCGCAGCCGAGACGUGGAGGUCCUAGAAGGCAAACCCAUCUAUGCAGACUGUUUUGGCAACCUGGUUCCGCUCACCAAAAGUGGCCAGCACCAUCUCUUCAGCUUCUAUGCCUUCAAAGAGAACAGACUAGCACUCUUCAUCAAAAUCAGAGACAACACUCAGGAGCCAUGUGGUCGUCUGUCCUUCUUGAAAGAACCCAGGAACGUCAGGUCAAUCGCCAAAAAUGCCAUAUGCAACCUCAACAUCACUCUGCCAUCAUACUGCAAGGAGUCCGAUUCCGACCAGGAGCAGGAAGACGAGACCAGCAGAAGACUGGAGAAAAAAGAUGAAGAGCCGGCGACAUCAGACCUGAAAGUAGAGCUGAUUCGAGAGCCAGACCUCCUGUCCGAUGUCUCACAGAUGAAACAAGACUUGAUCAAAAUGACGGCCAUCCUGACUGCAGACGCCACAGAGAAAUCCCCCUCGUUAGGCAUUUGUGGUCUAGAGAAAAGCACAGUGGAUGUGUCCGGAGAGCCGUUAGAAAUAAUGGAGAAGGAUCUGGUAAAAGUGAAAGAAGACCUGGAGAAAGUCAGUGAGAUAUUAAGGAGUGGGACCUAUGAGAGAGAGGUGGCGGGGAAAGCAGCUAGGAUGGCUGAGGACUGGGUCCUCCUGUCGGACACGGAGGUCCAAGAAGCCAAAAAGAUGGCAGCCUUAGAAAUCCAAGAACCCGUCUUACGUGAAAGCAGAAGUAAAAGAGGGGCUCCCAGACCAAAAGCCAUAAAAGACAGUGGCGACCUAAAAGAAUACCUUCUUGAUGCACCUGUAGGCUCCAAAAUAAAAUCUAAAAAAGAACAAGGUGUCCAACAAAAGUUCACUGAUGUUGUGUUGUGUAAAAGUUCCAAACCAUCAACUCCAACCAAAGUGCAAGAAAAAUCCACAGUGGGGAAUCAUAAAAAAGUAGUCAGGAGGAAGGGGAAGGAUCAGGAACCAACAGAAGUCCCAUCGGAAGCAGGCAGUCUCCUGAUUGUGCCGGCAGUUCCUGGCUCAGCAUCACCUGUGUCCCCGGUGGUUGAAGAAACACCAAUUGGCUCAAUAAAAGACAAAGUCAAAGCCUUACAACAAAGAGUAGAAGCAGAGCAAAAGAAUAAGAAGUUCAGCGGAAGCAAGCCUUCACAUCUACCGGUUAUAACCAGGGCUUCUGCAAAAGCUAAAGAAAGCCCUAAAUCAGCAAAGGCACCCCCUAAAUCUCCUAAAGCAGAGUCUGAAAAACUCGAGGAGACCAUGUCAGUUAAAGAGUUGAUGCAAGCCUUUCAAACUGGACAGGACCCUUCAAAGAGGAAGUCGGGCCUUUUUGAGCUCAAACCGUCCACUGUCAGACACCGUCCAACAUCGGACAAACACGUAAAAUCAGAAACCGUCCCAUCAGAACUAAUAACCAAGGCAAUGGCUUCUCAAGAAAAAGAGCCGUCUUUAGAUUCCAAACCUCAGAAGACAGAGCACACUCAACAAGAAGGUCCCAAAGACCAAAAUUCCCCUUCUGCCACCUGUUCAGAGCUAACUGAAACUGUCACUUUAGAAAACGGAGGCCUUGACGACAGCUCUGACAGUUUGAAGCAUGAAGCUGUGGCAGACUCACUAAGUGCCAGUUCUGGACAUGGAACCCCUCAUCUAAGCUCCGAGGACAGCUACAAGCAUGAGGGUUUAGCCACCCCUGGUACAAGUCCUGAAAGUCUGUGUCUUUCUCCUAAAAACGGGCAAGAAAAUGCUGAAGCACCAGCAGCUGCCAUCAUGGAAAUCACGAGUGAAAGUAAAGACAUGGAGAAGUCUGGAGACUCUCGUGUAGGGACCGCUCCUGACCAGCUGUCUGCAGAGUUGACCCUCCCACUGUCAACCAGUGAGGCUGCAGAUGACCACACCACAAGUGAGUCUAUGUCUGUUAGGAGGAACAAGCCUAAACCGUCCAAAGCUCAAAAGCUCACAAAGAGAAUUUCAGAGACUUUAGAAACUUUUCUUAGUGAUGAUGACAGCCCUGAAGUCCAUGGUUCCCCACCCUCUAGAUCCUCCUCUCAUCUUCAUGAAAGCUUAGAGCUGCCUUUAAAACAAGACUCAGAUCCUCUUAGUCCAUUAGCAGAUGACUCUUUGACAAUAAGCCACAGGGAUUCUCUCGAGGGUAGUCCUCUUAUGGAAGAAAACUCCUCCCAUAGAUCUCCAGACUCAAUUGAACCCAGCCCCACCAGGGAAUCACCCCCUCAUGAUUCCUUAGAGAGCAGCCCAGUACAGCAAGAAAGCCACUCAACCUUCCUGUCAGCCAUAGGUCUACAGAGUCAAUCCUCUAGCCGUCCCAAGACCUCCAAAGCUACAGAAUUCCCGCAGGACCCUUUGCGCAGUAGACUGCUACACGACCAUGAGGCUAAUGUUGAUGAUGACAGUUGUGAGCAGACAUCCCAGAUGACAAUUUCUGGUAAGGGUCUCCUCUUUCCUGAUACCCCAAGUUCUGAACAGGUAAGUUAUGAGCUAAAUCCCAGACCAUCUGACCACAUAUUUCUUUCUGUUCAAACCAAACCGGCUGUCAUCCCUGAAGACCCAGAAGAUCAUGCAUCGGUCACCUUUGAAGCUAAGAGAAUAUUUACUCCACAGGAGGAAAUGUUUAAGAUGGCUCCCAAAAUAAAAACAUUUGAUGAAAUGGAGCAAGAGGCAAGGAGCAAAAACAACUCCAGAAAAGAUGCCAAAACUGGGGAUGACAGCUGUAAAACAUUAGAACCCUCCAGUGAAAACCCUUCUCAUUGUCAUUGUGGACUUUCUAGAACCACAGAAGAUUCAAAGUUAGCUCUUUGUCUUGAUCCCCGUAUUAAAGUCCAACUUCCCUCUCCUUUUUCAGCAGGUUUGCAUGAUGGAUCCUACAGCAAAGACGUAAAGAAGACAACCACAACAGCCAGUGUAACUUCAGAGGGAUCUCAUACUGUCUCCACAGUAAACAGAACUGAUGAGCAAAAGGAGGAGAUCUUAAAGUCCAGAGAAAAUAAAGGGGAUGUAGAGGAAGGUCCCGGUGUUGAUGAAAUACAGACAGGUGCAGCAAAACAAGUUCAUAAUGUAACAGAUGAAGUGAAAAGAGAUCACAGAGGUCCACUUGGUGGAAGUGUCACCACUGGACAACCAAAAGAAGCAUUUAAACCACAGGUCUGUAUAUAUGAUGACCCAGAUGAUGAUGACGAGCCACCGGAACAUCCGAGAACAGAGUCUAAAGGCGUCACCGCAAGAGUAGAACAGAACCUCUGGACUACCAUCAGGGAGGACGAUGCUGCUUUCGCAGCUCGUGUCAAGGAAGAGGAACAGAAGAUCCUGAAUUUGGUAGUGGACCGACACUCUUUGCAGGCAACUCCAGACACAACACCUGGUAGAACACCCACAGAAGAGAGCACGCCGACCAGUGAGCCAAACCCUUUUCUCUUCCAAGAAGGGAAGCUGUUUGAGAUGACACGAAGUGGUGCUAUCGACAUGACCAAGAGGAGCUAUGAGGAGGAAGGAGGUGGCUUCGCCUUUUUCCAAAUAGGGGAACAACCUUUAGAAGAGAAUUUUGAAGAAGACAUGAGACAAGGAGGUAGAAAAUUGGCAGCAGAACCAGAAGUUGGCCUCAAUCUAAUGUUAGAGGUUAAAACUGAAGAAGAACGUGACUCAAAAGAAAGAACUUAUUCUCAGCUUCAGCCGCCAGCUGAAACUGACCAGACAACCAAAACAAACGCCUCCAAAUCUAAAAUUCCUAAGAUGGACAGUUCUUCUCCAGGCAAGCCUACAAAGAAAGAGCAAGUAACCCCUGAUGUUGUCAGAGCCCAGAAAGAUGUAAGUGUUAAUGAGGAACCCUUACCUUUAGACAGCAGUUCACCCGACCAAAUUCUAACAAAUGUCCAGACAGCCGAAAGCACAGUCACUAGAUCUAUCUACUCUGAGCAGGGUCAAGAGUCCUCAGAUUCCUCUCCAGAAGAGCCACAGUCAGUGAUAGAAGCUCCCAAACCAUCAGCAAAGUCCAAACAAAUUGCUUCCAGUAGUGGUAAAAAAGCUCCAAACAAAACACAAGCCAAGUCCACCCGUCAAGGUCAGGGUAAAUCUGCAAUCUGCCCCGCCCCAGCCACCCUCAAAAAAGAGUCCUCUUCCACUGCUGAGUCCAAAUCGAGAAUUCCUGUCAAAGCUAGCACUCUUAAAACGGAUCCCGCUAUCAGAUGUUCCGAAACCACUCAUGACAGAAAGCUUAAGGUUCAAGUAAAAAAGGACACAAGGAGAAAAUCUGAGACAGAUGCAGGUCCCUCUGUGGAUGUCAAAACCAAGACCGCUGCAUCCAAAGCCAGGAGCUUCUGUGAAGGGGAGUCUACUCCGUCUCCUGCUAAAAAACAUCUGGCUCGGCCUGUGAGCGCAGAGUUGGCAAAAUCCAAAGGCUUCCACUCCCGACUCCCAGUCAGAGGCAAAGGUGGUCAGUCACCUCAGUCAGCAACACCAGCCAAAGAGAAAACCGAUCAGUGCCAACAGCCCAUUGACUUUUUUGAAGAAAUAAGUGAUGAAGCAGCAAAAGUCAUGGAAAGGUUGGCACAGGCAGAGACGGCGAAAGAAGGAGAUGCUGUGACCACCUAUUCAGAUGAGGAGAGCAGUCUCAUUGACCACUCUGUCAUAGAAAGGGAUACCUUCCCCAAGAUGCAAAUCCCUCCCUCAGGAGACGUCUUUCCCAUUAUACCGCUGUGGGACAAUCCUGUUGAGACACAGAUGCAGCGACUCUCAGACGAUAAAGUCCAAAGUCAAGUAGAUCCACAGGAAGAAGCUGAGAGAAAAGCGCGAUGGUUGGCGAUUAUUGCUGACCAUCUGGGCUUCAGCUGGACCCAAUUGGCACAAGAACUGAACUUCAGUGAGGAAACAAUCAAUCUAAUCAGGUUGGAAAAUCCCAACUCACUACAAGACCAAAGCCACGCCCUUUUGAAGCUGUGGGCGGAGCAGGAGGCGGACGAGGCCACAGAAGCGACACUGAUUGAAAGACUCACGAAGAUCAACAGGAUGGACAUCAUCCAUCUCAUUGAAACCAAGCUCGGUGGGCUGUCUCAGGAGGACACGUCUUCACACACCUACGCAGAAAUCGAGCAGACUCUAGUGCGGGAUCAUAGUGAAGAUUUCUCUGACCUUCAUGAGGACAUUGAGAGUCCUGGGCCAGGACAAUGUCCCGAAGCCAUAGGUUCAGGGAGACCUGUACCCAUGGUGUCAGUAGAAGAUCUAUCCUGCAGUUUGCCAUCGCUUCAUGAGAUGAUGGGACGAUCGGACCCCGAAUCCACCGAAACUGGUCUUCUUAGAAAUGCCCAGAGAGACAGAGUACAAAAAGAGACGAACAAAACAUUUUCUUCACAAAGAGGAUAUGAUGAGCAAACAGAGUUGGUGCUCACAGGCAGGUUUAAACAAGAGAUAGAGGAGGAGCUGGGCCCGCUGUCCUCUGACAGCUCGGAGGAGGAGGUACUGACCACCAGGGUGGUCCAACGCAGAGUCAUCAUCCAGGCGGAUCACCUGCCAGACAUCCCGCCGCAGAUGAUCACAGAGGAAAAGUACACAGAUGAGCAUGGAAACAUGGUGGUGAAGAAGAUCACACGGAAGGUGAUCCGUAAGUUUGUGUCUGCGGACGGCGUGGAGAGACAGGAGGUGACCAUGGAAGGUUCUCAGCAGGAGAGGGUGCGCAUCGAGGAAGGAGAUGCUGUGUCCAAAGUGGUGAAGAGGACCAUGGUCCACAGUGCAGGAGAUCAGAAAGAGAUGACCUUCUCGGAGCCUCUGACCCUGCAUACCGCCACGGCCUCAGACUUUGAGGCGGAGCCAGUUCAAGGUCGAAAGGUCAGCAAGGUGAUCAAGAUGACAGUGGUGACCGGGGAGAGGACGGAGAAACAGACGGGCGACUCCUCGCUGACUGUCGACCUGCCUUCAGCCAGAGAGGACUUUGAGAAGAGUCCAGAUGUGUAAGUCAAGAACCCAGAAGAGGACCGUGGUGAGGGAUGCCCAGGGGAAGCAUGUGCACCUGGAGCGGCUGGACGACACCCCGGGCGCCCUGCAGCCCGACGUCCUGCAGCAGCGCCUGCACCUGCUCUUGAAGCAGUACUGUGAGGGGGAGGAGCAUCAGGAGGAGGGGGAGGAGCAUCACCUGGAGAGCCCUCCAUGACCUUCUUCUCCUCGCAGACUCUGAACUUUGUUCUCACUCAUCACUGGGUUUUUGUUAUGCUUUUUUAUUUUUUGAUAGGUACUUUUGCGCUUUAACACUUUUUGUUUGACAUGUUUCUGUUUUGUGACCAAAGAUGGCAACCCUCAUUUAUGUAAGUCCCCCCCCCCCACGGUUUCUCGCGUGCAUCAGAGAUGGCGUCCGCCUCGAACCUUCGCCUCUUCUUGAAGAUCAACACAUUUGUACAUAGAGGACAAAGUCACGCCUGGACUGCGAAUUCAAAGCAUUUAAUAGAGACACACCCACUGGAACACCAUCACACUUCUUAUGAAAGCCGUCUUCCCAUCAUGCUUACAUUCACGUCUUAAUGUUGCACAUGUUCGUAUGUAGCGUCCAUCUCGUGUGCGUGUGUGCACACAUACCGAGUGCUUGCUUCAUGGAGACGCUUGGAUUUACUUUCUUCUUCUCACCACCAAAUUAAAAAUUCUGGACACUUA